This is a messenger RNA of Medioppia subpectinata, 1427 nucleotides long. NCBI's taxonomy places the organism in Eukaryota, Metazoa, Arthropoda, Arachnida, Sarcoptiformes, Oppiidae. The record is from the annotation of a GenBank genome assembly.
UUUAAGUGCAUUUAAUACCCAAUUUUCAUAUAUAAAUAGAGCUAGUUUAUUUUAACAAAAUAAUAUAAUUUAGUUUUUUUACAACAAAAUAACUAAUAUUAUAAUCGCAAUGAAAGUGUUGUGUUUGCUGUCAGUAUUGUUUGUGGCCGUAAAUUCAUUGCCAGUCAAUGAGUUUAAUGGCAAGAAUUGGGUGGUAUUGGUUGCCGGAUCUAACUCCUGGUUUAAUUAUAGACACCAGGCUGACGUAUACCACGCGUACCAAAUCGUGAAAAAGAACGGCAUUCCGGAUGAGAACAUAAUUGUCAUGCAUUACGACGAUAUCGCUAACAAUAAGGCCAAUAAAUUCCCGGGUAAAGUGUUCAACCAUCCCAGCCACAAGGAUGUUUACCCUGGUGUACCCAAAGAUUAUACUGGCAAAGAGGUUACACCCGAGAAUUUCCUGAAAGUCUUGGCCGGAGACCAGGGUUUGAAAAAUGAGGGUAAAAAAGUUUUGGAAAGUGGACCAAACGAUCACGUGUUCAUCUUUUUUGAUGACCAUGGUGCUCCCGAUUUGGUUGCCUUCCCCAACAAGUACUUAUACAGCGGUCCGCUGCUCACGACUUUGAAACAAAUGCACCAGGAUAAGAAAUACGGCAAACUUGUGUUUUAUAUUGAGGCUUGCGAAGCAGGCUCGAUGUUUGCGAACUUACCCGACAACAUUAACAUAUACGCCACCACCGCUGCCAAUGGCAAAGAAUCUAGUUAUGCCAUCUAUAAUGAUGCCACAGUCGGAACAUACCUUGGCGAUGAGUACAGUGUAAACUGGAUGGAGAACGCGGAGGCGGCCCCGGCGGAGACUCUGCAACAACAGUUUGAUGUGACCAAGACCAAAACAAAGGGCUCCCACGUGCAGCACUUUGGUGAUUUAACUAUCGCCUCGUUGCCCAUCUCACAGUUUUUGGGUAUGUUUUUAUACAAUGGGUUAUGUCAUAGCAAGUCGUCAGUUGAGGUGACCAGUGAUGACAAUACUCUUGUGAACAAUAAGGACUUCCCGCUAGUGAUGGCUCAACAGAGCGCUGAUUACCAGGAGUUGUCUGUACUGUCGACCGCACGUCAAUUCCUGGACACUGUGUUCGAGGAAUACGUGAAUAGUAUUCAACACUUAAUGAACGCAAACAAUGAUGUCUUUAAUACUAGACUAGAGCUCAAUAACAGAGAGUGUUAUCACAACUUUGUCGACACAUUCAACGACCAGUGCCUCAGUAUAUCUCAACAUACCUACGCUCUGAACAAAUUAUACACAUUUGUCAACAUUUGCGAACAAUUGGAUGACUCGAGCGCUACCCAAGCCCUCAACCAAUUGGUUCAGUACUGCCAACAAAAUCUGUCCAAUGGUUACCCGACUAAUAUUGUAUAAAUGUAAAUUAAUAACUAAUUAAUAAAAUACA